Molecule: messenger RNA, 2100 nt
Organism: Somion occarium
Lineage: Eukaryota; Fungi; Basidiomycota; Agaricomycetes; Polyporales; Cerrenaceae
Source: the annotation of a GenBank genome assembly
GAACCUUGAGCCUGAACGCGACCAUGGCAGCGACGUCGCUCGCAUCGAGACUCUUUUCCCUUCUUCUUACUUUCAUCGUCUUAGGAGCACUCUUUGUUGAGACAAAUGCGAAGGCUGACGCGAACCUCGUUCGUCUGCUUGGUGGUCAAGCUGUGAAUUUAUGGCGAUUAGAGGCAGCUCGCGAGGCAAAGCAGGCUACUACACUUGAGUUCGGCCGGCCUCAGGAUAUUUCUCAAGCACCGCUGUCUCAUGAACAUGAGGAAACUGCUGCUGGUGAAGAACUGCGCAGGAUUCGCGGACAUUGGUUCCGACAACCCCUAGAUCACUUCUCUAACUCUUCUCGCACUUUCCGGCAAAGGUACUGGGUUAACACGCGCCAUUACCGACCUAAUACUAGUGCUCCGGUGAUUGUCCUAGAUGGUGGUGAGACGAGCGGGGAAGAUAGACUUCCAUUCCUUGAUACGGGCAUUGUCGAGAUCCUUGCGAAAGCUACCGGCGGCGUGGGAGUUGUGUUAGAACAUAGGUAUUAUGGUCGUUCGAUCCCUGUCUCCAACCUAUCAACGGAUUCCUUGAGAUUCUUGAACAACGAUCAAUCUGCAGCUGACUCCGCGAACUUCAUGAGAAAUGUGAAGUUUCCUGGGAUCGAGGAAGACUUAACAGCACCCAAUACCCCUUGGAUUUACUACGGUGGCUCAUAUGCAGGGGCUCGUGCUGCACAUAUGAAAGUCCUCUACCCUGACAUUGUCUACGGCGCAAUCGCAUCCAGUGGCGUAACACAUGCAACGUUGGAAAACUGGGAAUACAUGGAUAUUAUUCGUCGUGCGGCGGAUCCCAAAUGUUCUACCCACCUCGAGAAGUCCAUUCGGACAAUUGACACGCUAUUGGCCAUACCACGUGUGGGCAGACGUCUCAAAGCUCUGUUCGGUCUGGCUAACUUGCAACAUGACGAGGAUUUCGUGUCUCUUAUUGAGAGUCCUCUCGGUGCUUGGCAAGCAAAGAACUGGGACCCUGAGGUCGGUAGCACGGAAUUCGAUAAAUUCUGCGAAGCGUUGGACGAGCCCCUACGUGGACAUGAAGCAGAUGGUUUGACUUAUGACGAGGAUGCCCAACUGGUAUCGCUUCCUAACGGGUUAUCGAUUGACUUGUCUGUUUUUAAUUACGCCAAGUAUAUCAAAGAGAAUGUCGUUUCGCAAUGCCCAGAGGAAUUUGGUGUAGAAGAUUGCUUUGGAACGUUCGAUGAUGCCAAGUUCCAAGAGACAGACCUGAGUAAUACCUGGAGACUUUGGGUAUUCCAGGUAUGCACCGAAUGGGGCUAUUUUAGCACAGCACCUCCUUUGGAUCAACCUCGUAUUGUAUCUAAACUUCUGACAGUGGAAUAUGAGUCUAUGAUAUGUCGCCAGGCUUUCCCGCCUGGUGAACACUUCACGGUUCCAGCCAUGCCCAACGUAACUGCUGUUAACGUAUUGGGCGAUUUCGGCAUUACUGCAGAUCGACUUGCUAUCAUUGACGGCGAAGAUCCUGCACGCCUCACAGCGAGUACGCUGAGGAAAGAGAAGAUACCGUUCUACGACCAUUCAAGCUGAUACCUAAUGGCGUACACCAUUACGAUGAAUACGGUCUGCACAAUAUUACCGAGGAGCCCCCAGAGAUUCUGAAGAUACAUGAGGAGAUGAUCUCGUUCGUUACCGAGUGGUUGAAGGAUUGGGAGGCCCCAACAGCUUAGUCGAUGUUGAUGCCUUUGGAUUGUAACUGCAGCUGAUUAUAAGUAACGACUGAUAUUAUAAGAGUCAGCAAAGACGACCGAACACUAAUGCGCGCUCGAAGAUCAGGUGGGCCGUCCUGUUGGUAUGGACGGAUAUAAAUUUAUCUCGAAGUCGCCACGGAUGUGUCCUAAUACAACGAACCCCCAUCAUUGUUGGACGAAGGAAGAAAAUGUCGUCUCCUGACCUUUGUGUCCGCUUCUGUCGCAUCCAGCCCACAGGCCUACGUCCUGUCGUUAAAGCGAUCCUUGAUUUCAACGGUUCAAUGUAGAUAUUUCCAUCGUAGGUGACGUUCUCACUAUGCCACAAACAAACUUAGGGGCAACCUGCUCGUGUCGCC